Molecule: messenger RNA, 1953 nt
Organism: Daphnia pulicaria
Lineage: Eukaryota; Metazoa; Arthropoda; Branchiopoda; Diplostraca; Daphniidae
Exons: 11
Coding region: 153-1772 (539 amino acids)
Biological process (GO): collagen catabolic process; extracellular matrix organization; proteolysis
Cellular component (GO): extracellular matrix
Molecular function (GO): protein binding; zinc ion binding; metalloendopeptidase activity
Source: RefSeq, a predicted model, not a curated record
GUCUUGCCAAAUAAAAACUAGCAACCACUAGCCAAUUGUCAUCAGACGUUAACUUGGUUUUUGUCCGAAAAGAUCCACACCAGCACUUGUACUCCUUGCAAUUCCCUUUUUGGAAUAAUUAAUAUUAUUAAGUUAUUAGUUACACCCUUAAAAUGUGGCAUCUAAUGUCGUUGACAUUAAGUUUCCUGUGUUACUUGUCGGCGAUAAAUCGUAGCGACGCUGCUCCAAUCACCGAUGUCGGCGAAGUAACGGUACACCCGGCGAGAUUCGGCUAUUUAGACCUGGGAUAUCAGAACUCUUCGCAUUCCCCAAUCCUUUUAGCUGAAUCUUUCAGGAAGGUAAUCGAAGAUUUUCAAUCCUUUGCUGGAUUGAAUAAAACGGGUAAACUUGAUACGGAGACGAAGAAAUUUAUGAAUAAACCGCGUUGUGGUGUUCCGGAUCAAGUUCGCCCUGGUUCUUCCAGCACUCGCCAGAAACGAUUCACACUUCAAGGAAGCAAGUGGCCUAAGAAACAAUUGACUUAUAAAAUUAAGAAAUACACGACGGAUAUGAGCAAAUCCGACGUGGACCGUGAGAUUGCCAGAGCCUUUCAGAUGUGGGCGGACGUGACCGAUUUGACCUUCGUCCAUCUCAACAAUGAAUCGGCUAACGUCGACAUCGAAAUCCUUUUUGCGUCUGGAGAACAUGGUGAUUGCCCAUCCUUCAAUGAUGGCCCGGGUGGCACUUUAUCACACGCUGCCUUUCCUGUAAACGGAGGUGAUACUCAUUUUGACGAAAGCGAAACCUGGACUCUCAACUCUGAUAAAGGAACGAAUUUAUUCCAAGUAGCUACUCACAGUAUCGGUCACUCUUUGGGACUGGAACACACAAACGUGACUAAGGCUGUGAUGCAUCCAUAUUACGAGUAUAGUUCUGAUUUCAAAUUAGAUAAGGACGAUAUUGAAGGCAUUCAGCAACUAUACGGGGAAAAACCGUCGUGGAAAUUAGCAAUUGAAUUAAUAAAAGCCACGAAAGAAGAAUGGACGGAAACGAAAAACAAAUUGGAAGCGGAACUCAUAGAGACUAAAAAGGAGUUGGAAAAGACAAGAGCCGAUUUAAGCAAAACCGUCGAUCUCUUAUCAACAAAUCUAAACGCCAGAACGAGCGAAAUAGUUGACAUUGGUCGCAUGCCAACCUCCUGCACAGAUCUGCAGCGAAUGGGGUAUAAACUGAGCGGAUUCUUUCUGGUGAAAGGAUCGAAGAAGAUGGAAACAGUUUACUGCAACUUUUACUCUAAUGGAAAAGCUUUGCAGAGAAGAAUCGGAUACGCCGACGUCAAAUCAGCGUCCGUCCAUUUCUACGUCCAAAGAAGUUCUUCAUUCAACUCAACUGGAAUUCCGAUUCCGUUCACUUUGGCGCGGGUUAACGAGGGAAAUGCCCUGAAUUUAACAUCAGGAAUAUUCACGGCACCGCGACAGGGAACUUAUUACUUCUCCUUCACGGGAGUGGCGGAAUUUCCGGCUUCAUCAUCUAAAGUUUGGCUGGGAGUUGGUCUUUAUUUGAACGGGGGCCGAAUCGGGGUGGGUUAUGUUGAAGAAGCCAAAACCUCAGGUUAUCAUUUCACCCCGUUGACCCUUCAGUCGACGCUGAAAUUGAAAAAAGACGAUCGAGUCUGGGUGGGAAUUGAUUUGAUGUCGUUAGGGGCGCAUCUAGUUGACACUCUUGACAGCGGUAACCACCACACUCAUUUCACGGGUUUGUUAUUGGAGGAGGAAAUAGUCGCCUCCCUUUGAGAAAACGAUCAUCCGAAAUGCGCAAAAUAAUCUUCGACUGACAUUCGACACGAAAAACGAAAUUUGUUAUAAUGAGGAGGAAUGAAGGAAAUUUAAUCGCUUAUAAUUCAUUUAAAGGAGAGAUUUCUCCACACACAUUCUACUUUGUAUUCAAGCAGACUUAAUAAAUAUAUAAACAAAU